Messenger RNA from Episyrphus balteatus (marmalade hoverfly), 753 nucleotides. RefSeq names its product protein D3-like. The record is from RefSeq and is a predicted model, not a curated record. Lineage: Eukaryota; Metazoa; Arthropoda; Insecta; Diptera; Syrphidae. The coding region runs from base 1 to 753 and encodes 250 amino acids. The transcript has 3 exons.
AUGGGUAACAAAGUUGAACUUAAAAUGAAAGAUAUUGCAGUUGGAAAUCAACAGAACAGGUUUCCGAUAAUGUUCAUGAGUUCGGAACCAUCCACUAACCUUAACAUGAAGAUAUUUGCAAUUUCAUUUCUAUUUUCUGUAACCCUUGUUGGCUUUGUUAAUUCUGUUUAUUAUUCUGAUGUCACACAGCUCAUGCAUGAUUCUGGAGUUGAUUCAAAUGACAUAGCUACGAAUAGUGUUUUCGGAUUAUUAAAGAUUACAUUCGACAAUAAUGUGAUUGCCGAUAUGGGAAAUGAAUUAACACCAACUCAAACCAAAAACGAACCAACUCUCGAUUGGGAUGCUGAUGAAAAUGAAUUCUAUACAAUUUUAAAUCUUGAUCCAGAUGCACCUGGAAGAGAUGAUCCUUUUAACGCCUUACUCAAUACUUGGAUGGUUGGAAAUAUUCCUGGUAAAGAUGUUAAAUCGGGAAGAGCUAUAUUUGAGUAUAUUCCUGCUGCAACGGCUAAAGGACGUGGAUUGAAUAGAUAUGUGAUUCUUGUUUAUAAACAACCUGGUAUACUUAAAUUUGAAGAACAUCCAAUAGAUAGGUAUCAUUUUGAAGGACGUCAACGAUUUCCAUUUGUUAAAUUUGUAGAGAAAUAUGAUUUAGGUAAUCCUGUAGCUGCCAAUUAUUAUCGCACUCAAUAUGAUUCAUUUGUUUUGGAAGUUUAUGAACAAUUGCAAUGUUGCUUUGAAUUGAACAAAGAUUGA